Morchella importuna is the source of this 4062-nucleotide messenger RNA. RefSeq lists its product as uncharacterized. The record is from RefSeq and is a predicted model, not a curated record. Lineage: Eukaryota; Fungi; Ascomycota; Pezizomycetes; Pezizales; Morchellaceae. The coding region runs from base 1 to 4062 and encodes 1353 amino acids. The transcript is spliced from 2 exons.
AUGGCCGCCCCACCUCCGCGCUCGGCAUCACCCCCCCCACCCCAACCCACCGUCCUCAUCCCGCUCAAAGUAGACGCCUUCGCGCUCAACUCCAUAAUCAGCUACCCAAUCGAGAACCACCCCUCCCUCAUCGCCCCCAUCACCCAGCCAAACUACACCUUCCUGCGCCUCAGCGCUGACGUCCUACAGCCGGACAUCGUCCCCUUCACCGACCUGCACACCGCCGGCGUCAACGGGCGCAACCCUCGCCUCUAUGACCUCGGCGCCAACACAAUCCGCGAGAACCGCGUCGGUGUGUAUCUCACUUGGCUGAUCCCGCGGGUCUACCGUGCUGGGUCGGCGUCUACUAGGAAUCCCCCGUCGCCGCCCUCGCCCUCGCCCACGCCCUCGCCCACGCCGACUCCCACCCCGCCCGUCGACAACUCCGCUCCAUCAUUCAUCUCCGCCCCCGUCCGCUGGCUCGUCGUCCGUGUCAUCACCGACGCAACCACCAUCCUGCCCACCACCGCCCAGACCCAACUCCCCCUCCUGCAAGCCUGGGUGAUCGAGAGCGACCGCAAGCGCCUCAUCGACGACCUCGACGCCACCGUCGACCUGCAGACCGACGUCAGCCCAUUCAUCGACCCCGGCGGCGCCAACACCGACCCCGACAUCAGCACCCAGGCCGAAGUCUUCAUCGGCUACCGCGCCGACGCCUCCGGGUGGAAAGAGGACCCCGAUGCCUCCCGCGUGCCGCUGUGUCUCGUCAACAGCGCCAACCACCUCUUUGCAGACUUCCAGCCCCAUAACGGGAAUGUGUUUAGCAUGUGUGACGGGUUCGACUACGUCGAUGCGUACGGGAACACCCAGAAGGCGGAGAACGUCACCGCGAGUUACUAUGUCCUCGGCUGGCACUCGGAUCCGACGCAGGACCUGUUCUAUGUUGACCCUGCGGCGACGACGCCGCCGAACCACACCGCGGUGCUGGAGGCGCUGAAUAUGGUGUUCCCGCCGGCGAUGGCGGGGACACCCGAUGUGACGGCGUUCAUGGAUGAGAAGAACACGGCGGGGACACGCCUGCUGUGCCAUGGCGCCAUCUAUGAUGUCGAGUGGGAUCACGCGGGGCGGCCAACAAACACCCCCGCGGACGACCAGGGGAUGUUGUUGGCGGGGGACAUGCCCGUCGCAGUGGGCACAACCCCGCUGGACGCUCUGCUAGCAUAUGUUGCCGCGCACAAGGACGACGCGGCGGCGACGCAUGACGUCAAGGAGCUCGAGAAUCACCUGUUUAGGCUGCAGGCGCUGCUGCUGGCGCAGAGCGACAGCGUUGAUGAUGUCCGCCAGGCGGCGGACGAGUUGAGUGCCGGUAACUAUGUGCGGACAAAGACGGGGACGCAGUACCAUUUUGCUGUUGCGGCAAAUGGUGGGGCGCCGGCGGGUGGGGACAGCGCAUCGCCAAUGGUCCCGACACAGGAUAAUAUUGAUACGUUGAGGACGCUGAACCAGAAUAGCUAUGCGUAUGAUAUGGCGGCCAUGGCGGUGGAGAGGAAGCGGUGGGAGCUGUUUGGGGUGUGGUGGGAGUAUGUGGGGCUCGUGAAGGCUGACAAGAGGGCAAACCAGCCGGAGUAUACGAAGAGGGCAGGGGAUCUCAGUAAUGAUAUCAGUAAGCUCGAGGGCCAGAUGAAUACAUUUCAGCAGAACAUCAACACUGCAACGACACACCUAAGCCCACUGAAGGUGAAGGCCGCCGCAACGCCGCCGGCCUUCCAGACGCGGGACCCAACACUCAUCGUCGGCGGGAUCGAGAGCGGGUGGCCCGUAGACUACCUCAAGAAGCUCGUCGUCCGUCUCCAGUCCGAGGUAGUAACCACCGUCCCAUCGCCGCCCUCGCAACCCGCCGGCUGGGCCGACUUCUCCACGAUGGUGGCCAGCAAGAUGCCAACCGCGGAGCUUACAACCACCGCCGCCGCUCUCCUCAACGAGUUCCUCCUCCUGCACGGCUGCGACACUCCCCCACUCCCACAGCGCCGCCCCGCCGCCCCCGAGCCCUGGCGCGACCGCUGGAACAGCACGCAGCCCUGGUUCCCGCUUUUCCUCGAGUGGGAGGUCGAGUACACGCACAUCCCGUACGACGGGUGGGCGCUCGAGGAAAAGACCAGCCGCGGCGCCACACACGCGCAGCUCCGCUGGGCCAUCUCGGAUGACUACAUGCCGCUGUACAACUACGACACCAACACCAAGACCAAUCCCAAGGGUAAGCAGCUGGACGAUAAGCGCACGCUCUCCGGCCGCGUCCUGAUCCUCCCGCAGCCAAACUUCUCGCUGGUGGAGAAGCUCGAGCAGCUGUUCAAGUCGACGCCGCACCACAUCCUCAACAAAGUCAUCAAGCCGCCGGAACAGAAGAAGUUACUCGAUACUCUGUGGGAGCUGCCGUUCCUAUCAGCACCGCUGUCGGGGCUGACGGAUCACCUUCUGACGCUGGUGCAGGGCACACACAUCAAGCCGCUUGUCCGGCGGCCCAAAGCGGCGCCCACGCCACUCGCGGAGGCGGUGAAGGCCGCGACGAAAAUCGGCUUCACGCCCGCCAUGAUGUCGCAGAUUGGGAAAAACACAGACCUAACACCGUACGGCAGUCUCGUGCAGUUUCUGGGCUCCACGCACUGCGCGUUCAAGCCCGUCACGCACGGCCAGAUGCGGUUUACAAAGCUCAACAUCAUCGACCGCUUCGGACAGGCCAUCAGCGCCAUCGACCCGUCCCAACAGACGCCGCCCCCGCUCUACCCGGCCAUCAGCGACUUCUAUGCACCUGCCAUGCUACCCGAUGGCACUGCGAACGGGAUCACGCAGGAGGCGGCGGGGGUGUGCGAGUACAUUCAGCUGCCGCCGGCAAUUAACCAGCCCGCGCGCCUGUCGUCGUGGUUCCUCAUGGAGAACGAGGCGGGGACAAACUGGCGGCCGGCCGCAGAGUGGGAGAACCCCAUCUGGGGAUGGAUCGUCAUCAACUACCCCGACCGCGGAAUCCAGCUGUUUACCACCGCCGGCACGUUCUACACCGAGGUGCGCCUGGGCGGGCAGGACACAGGGAAUCCGUCGCCAAAGUGGCUACCGUUUCCGCCGCCGACGGCGGCAGACGAGAGACUCGACCAGUUGGCGGCGCAGAUACAGAGCGACCAGGAGUGGCUGGAGUCGUUCAUGGUCAUGAUCUCAGAGGCGCUGUCGAAAGCGCCCGCUGCCCCAACGGCAUACGCAGAGUUCCUCACUGCCAUUGUCGGCAAGCCCCUGGCGCUGACGGCGAUGGGGUGGUCGCUCGAGCUUACCACGGACGCGCUCACGCAGCAGUCCACGCUCAACAACAACCUCCUCCCCGAGCGGUACCUCCUCACGGACCCCAAGGACCCAGGCAGAAAGACAUACACCUUCCCCGUCAAGCUCGGGGACGCAAACCGGUCGUACGACGGCCUCGUCGGAUACUUCCUCCCCUCCGCGCCAACACCGCCAACACCGCCCCCCAGCCGCCUCACACUCGACCUCUCCGCCGUCCACUCCUUCUUCGGCGCCGGUGGAAAGGCCGUCGUCGACAUCGACAGCACCGCAUACCCCUCCUUCGCCCCCUUCUGGCCCGACCCAUCCACGGCCACCGCCGCAGACAUCGACACGCUGCGCAUCGCAAACAUGAGCAUCUUUGGCGCCAUCGUGGACCCCUUCGCGCCCGUGCACGCCUACAGCUCGUUCCUGCCGCCGGCGGCGCUGGUGCUGCCGCCGUGGACGUGGCAGGGCGCGAUGGACAAGAUGACGGCGUUCUUUAGGGUUGGCCCGGUGCUGCUGACGGGCGAUGUGCCGCCGUGGACGGGGAAUGAGAGCCAUGCGCUGGCGGCGGGGUAUGAUUUGGCGAAGAAGGGGGCGGUGGUGCCCGGCGCUGGAGUGGGCGUGCCGGUGGGGGUGGCGGAGUGGGCGUGGUUGCAGCCGUAUGUGCAGGGGACGGGGGGGGGGAGGGGUUUUUGCCGCUGGGGAUUGAGAAGACGGAUGGGAGGCCGAGGUUUGAGGGGGGGCCGUAUACGGCGGUGGAGGGGUAUUUGCAGUUGA